Molecule: messenger RNA, 1385 nt
Organism: Prunus mume (Japanese apricot)
Lineage: Eukaryota; Viridiplantae; Streptophyta; Magnoliopsida; Rosales; Rosaceae
Product: NADH--cytochrome b5 reductase 1-like
Biological process (GO): electron transport chain
Molecular function (GO): cytochrome-b5 reductase activity, acting on NAD(P)H
Source: RefSeq, a predicted model, not a curated record
UCCGUCUUUCUCAGUAGGCAAAUUUCAACGCGUGAGCUAUUAUCAUCUGCAAAACGAGAACUUUUUCUGUUGCAUAUACAUAGCACAGAAAUUGCAACCAACUUCUUCCGUACGGAAAAGAGAGGAAGUGAGAGUGCGAACCACUCGUUCUGAAUCCUGUGUGUCUCUGUUUCUGGCUCUGAGCUUUGCUUUGGAAGAAUGGAUGUGUUACAGAGCCACCGAGCAGAAAUGCUAACCAUAGCAAUGGCUGUGAUGGCUAUUGGUGUUGGUACGGCCUACUACUUCUACGUCACCAAGAAACCAAAAGGUUGCUUGGAUCCUGAGAAAUUCAAGGAAUUUAAACUUGUUAAACGCACUCAGCUCAGCCAUAAUGUGGCUAAAUUUAAAUUUGCUCUUCCAACACCAACAUCAGUGUUGGGACUUCCUAUUGGACAACAUAUUAGUUGCAGAGGAAAAGAUAGCCUUAAUGAAGACGUUGUCAAACCAUAUACCCCAACAACUUUGGAUUCAGAUGUUGGAUACUUUGAAUUAGUCAUAAAGAUGUAUCCACAAGGAAGGAUGUCUCACCAUUUUCAAGUGAUGCGUGAAGGUGACUAUCUGGCGGUAAAAGGACCUAAGGGACGGUUCAAGUAUCAGCCUAACCAAGUUAGAGCUUUUGGGAUGCUAGCUGGAGGCACUGGCAUCACCCCGAUGUUCCAGGUUGCUAGAGCCAUAUUGGAAAAUCCCAGUGACAGAACAAAUGUACAUCUUAUAUAUGCCAAUGUCACAUAUGAGGACAUUCUAUUGAAAGAAGAGUUGGAUAAUCUUUCCAGUAAUUUUCCCAAUCGUUUCAACAUUUAUUAUGUUUUGAAUCAGCCUCCUGAAAUUUGGGAAGGUGGUGUUGGGUUCAUAUCAAAGGAAAUUAUUCAAACUUACUGCCCUGCACCAGCCCCUGAUAUUAAGAUUUUAAGAUGUGGGCCACCACCCAUGAACAAAGCUAUGGCUGCUAACCUCGAGAGUCUGGGAUACAGUCCGGAAAUGCAGUUCCAGUUUUAGGUCUUUGCUGGAGCUCUCCAAUGGGGUUUACCAUCCCUCGCAUAAAUAAAGGAUUUUUAUUUAGGAUUACAUGACAUUUGAAAAUGAGAGUGCAGCUUGAAGAGGUUCCUGCAUUGUCCUUAAUAGUUAAACAUGGUUAAAAAAAAAGAAAAAAAAAAGUGCAGAACAAGCUUCUGACUUCUCUGCUAUAAGCUCUCUAGUUUUUAAGGUAAAGAAUAUUUUAGUAGACUUAUUGCAGUGCCACUGAAAAUGGGCAACAUGAUGCAUAUGGUUAUUUCUUUUCGACUGUAUCAAGAAAGUAGUUGAGAGUUUUUUCUUCAACUGAACUUUUAUUAUAUUAAAUUCUGGAA